Molecule: messenger RNA, 2178 nt
Organism: Ostreobium quekettii
Lineage: Eukaryota; Viridiplantae; Chlorophyta; Ulvophyceae; Bryopsidales; Ostreobiaceae
Source: the annotation of a GenBank genome assembly
AUGUCGAUGCCGUCGCCUUUCAGUGGCCCCGAGGAGGCGGCCGCCGAUGCCCUGGCGCGCAGGAGCCUGUCCGAGGCGCUUGGGAACGAGGUCCUGCGGGAGGCGUCCAGGCUCCUCCGCAUGGCGCCCACCUCCCGGCACGCGCGGCGCCCGGCCGGCGAUCGCCUCCGCUGGCGCCGGCCUGGCGUGGCCGGAAUGGAGCGUUGCGAUUCGCGCGGGAUCGACGGGAUGCCGGGUGUCGGGAUGUCAGUGCCGGGGGGGUGGGCGGCGGUGGGCGGCUGGGUGGCCGGCAGCGCGCUGGACGUCCAGGGCCCCAGGGAAGCUCUCAGGGGGUGGCGGCAGCGCCUGGCGUUUCCUGGGGAGCCGAAUGCGCCCAAUUUCGGCCGCGGGUGGGCAUUCAAUCCGAUGGAUUCAUCCAACUUGGCGCCGCACGGCUCCGGGGGGGAAGGGGACUACGGCCAGAGCGGGAGAUGGGUGGGGCCCGGGAACUGGAGGUUUUCGGAGGCGGGGGCGUUCGGCCCCGGGUACUUGGGGACCGCCGCGGGGACCAGGGCGGACGGCCCCAGGAGCGCCGAGGAUGCUCGAGAAGACGGGGACGCGCAGCGUGGAGGCGCCAGGUUGCGAUGCGGCGCCUACGGCGCGCCGAACGCCCAGAGGGACGCCCUGUACCUGGACGGCGUGGCGGCUCAAUUCGGCGGCCAGGGGGCGAGCCAGUUCGUGCGGCAGACCGUGGAGUGGGGUCCCGCGAUGGAGCUCGCCGCGCUGGGCCAGGCGGCGAUCGGCAGCACCGGGGCGGCCGGGAUGACCUCGGGCCACUUCGGCGACUGCGGCGGCCUGGCCGGGUCGACGAGCUCGGCGCUGGACGCGAACGGGGGAUGGCAGGCGGCCGGAGUGAAGGGGUCCGGGCUGCCGGCUGGCGGUUUCAGGGUCCAAGACGGGGUAAGUUUCCAGGGACUGGGGCCGGAUAGGGGCUGGGGUCCGCCCCAUGGCGGCCCGGCGGGGCUCGAGGCCUAUGCGCAAACAUCCCAGCACAGCGAUCCGCCUAACGAAAGCGAUGCGCGCGCGAUCGGCGAGGCGGGCGGGAAGAGGCCGGCGGCGACCGUCGACGGGUUUGCGCGGCAUUCGGACAUCCAUGAUGCGGCCCGCGCGGCCGAAGGGCGACAUGCAGCAAAGUACAUCUGUGGCGGGCGCCAGGCGGGGAACAGACACGCCGCGGUGGACAGGGCGGGGAUCGGCGUCGAUGGUGAGAUUGGGAUGGGAGAGAACCCUCGGAAGGCGAGGAAGCAGCCGCCCGCGAAGGGCGAGAGGGCCAGUCCGCGGUCGUCCAAGGGGCUGAAGCAGACCAGCCUGAGGGUGAUGGCCGCGGUGAAGCAGCAGCGCAGGAUGAGCUACACCGCCGUGGCAGAGGAGCUGGUCGCUGAGAUCGCGAGCGUGGCGCGGCGAGAGUCGGGGGAGGAGUUCAGGGACGGCUCGGACAACGACAACCUCAGGCGGCGGGUGUACGACGUGCUCAACGUGCUGGACGCGGUGGGGGUGAUCAAGAAGGAGGAGAAGCAGAUCUGCUGGCGGGGCCUCCCCGAGUCCAUCGCGCUGCUGGCAGAUCAGCUGCGCACGGAGAAGGCCAAGCUGCAGGAGGCGGUGGAUGAGAAGCGUGCGCGCCUGGCGCAGCUUGCGGAGAGCUUCUCGGCGCUGGAGGGCAUUGUGAAGAGGAACGAGCACCGGCCCAUCGACCGGUGCCCGCAGGACGUCAGGGUCCUGCCGCUGCCUUGCAUCAUCAUCCGGGCGCCCGCGGUGGGCGCCAUAGAGGUGCAGAUCAGCGAGGACCUGCGCAGCGUCAGGAUGAACUUCCACGACGUGCCCUUCGAGGUGCACGACGACAUCUACGUUCUCAAGAGCAUGCGGCUGCACGUGGGCGCGGGCCUUGACCCCACGGGUCGCGGCCCGGGCCGCCGCGCUAGGGCGCGAGCGUCCCCGAUGUGCGGUUCGAUCCUGCAGGGGUUCAAGGGGGUGUUCGCGGCGCCGAUGCUACUGUGCGCGGACGGGGAGGCCGGUGCGUCGGACGCCAUCGACUCUCUGGACGGGAUCCUGCGGCCACCCCCGGGUGGCGGCCGGCAGGGGCCGGGCCCCAGGUCCCCCGCAGCGGACGCCAAGAGAGCCCAGGAUGUCGCGUCGGUGUAG